Molecule: messenger RNA, 156 nt
Organism: Racocetra fulgida
Lineage: Eukaryota; Fungi; Glomeromycota; Glomeromycetes; Diversisporales; Gigasporaceae
Source: the annotation of a GenBank genome assembly
AUGGACCUUUUUGUAAAAAAAUGUGAUGAGUUUGUAUUAAAAUUUGUGAAUGAUUCUGAAGAAAUUUUGCCAGCAAAACUUACACAUGACGAAUCCUGGAAGGAGCCGGAUGAGGUUCUUAAUCAGGUUACAACAGGAAUUCUCAAUCUAUUGUGA